AUGCUGUCGUCGGUGCAGCCUUGUCUCGCACUCUCGGGCAGUAAAUUCCGGUUCAAGCUCAAUCAGCUUUACGAGGUUGGAAUUGGGCUAGAUGGUCUGCGCGGUACGCCCGCAGCCUUUGGAGAUUUCAAUUCCAACCAACACAGCGACCUGUUUGUAAUAUCUCCAGACCAAACAACCAUUCAGCUUUGGGUGUGGGAAAGCGACCUCAAGCAAUUUGCGCACCUCGACUCGGCUGACAUUACGGUGCCUGGGGUCAUUUUGAGCAAUGUAAUAGUGGGUGACUUUAACAUGGACGGCAAAUUGGAUGUUAUUGUGCAGGGACAGAGCAAGGGGAGCAACGAGGUUGUUAUGCGGUGCUAUUUGGGCGAUGGGGUGAACGGGUUUAGUGAUAGCGGACAGCUGCCAUCGGCAAAUGGUGCGCUUCCUUUUGCGUUUGACUGGAGCGGCAGCGGAAGGGUGGAUCUGCUGGGCGCGGCGUGGGAUCACAAGGACGAUUCGGAUUCGGGUGUACGGGUGUGGUUGCAUCUGUUUGAGCUGCGCAAUUUUGGCGUGGGAAACUUGACCGUGGCCAUGUGCAGCCCUGCCAGCCCACACUCAAGCGCCUUUGUGGAUCUAAACGGUGAUUGCCUCCCGGACCUAUUUCUCGUGUGCCACGGAAACGAAGAGUACCAAAUCUGGACAAACUCCAAGACGGGCUUCGAGUACUCGCAGACUGGAAAACUGCCGUCAAACGCUGGGCCCGUCUCCUUUGCCGACAUGAACUCUGAUGGCAGCAUGGACAUGGUCAUCCCAAUAGUGGGCAAGUCGCAGAUAUACAUUGUUUACAACGAGCAGCGGCCGUUGUGCGUCGGAUCGCGCAAGCAGGAGGGCUGCCGCAAGUUUAGCCGCAUCUGCGAAGCCGACGACGCAUUUUCCUUUUCACUGAAGGACGCGCAGGUCGUUGAUAUUGAAAAGAUGUGGCCGGGGGAGACCCUUUCGGAUUCGCUGGCGGACUUCCAGACUUCCGUGACAGUGCCGCCGGCCGUGCGCUUGACGGACGUUGAUCUGGACGGAUAUCCAGACAUGGCAUUUGUCACGCACAAGGGCAAAGAUGAGUCGCACGUGCGGAUGCUGCGCUCGGAGCUUUGCCCUGACUGCAAGAUCUCAGGUGGCGCCCAGCUGGACUACCGGUCGUUUGUAGCAAUCAAAGAGGGCGUGUCUGUUUUGGAGACGCUGGGGCGGCCGCAGGAUGUGGCCUUCUUUGAUAUUGACGGCAGCGGCACAGCUGACCUACUCGUGCACUACCUCGACUCGGCAGGCAGCAGGCGGGUGUCUGCCAUCUACAACAACUUUUUCACCGAUGCGUUUUUCAUCAAGGCGCUGGCAUGCCCGACUAACGAGAAGCACGUGCGCUCAUACUCCGGCUUCCUGCCCGGCGCAACCUUCAAGUACCUUGUUGUCAGCGAUUCUGGGGAAAAGCACGUGGCGCAGUCGGUUCAGGCGCCGCAGUCGGCGUACCGCGCGCUGUUUACACCCUACACUAUUAUUGGGAUUGGGCGGACAAACAACUACAUUGAAGACUUUUCUGUUGGAUCGUCGAGCCAGCUGGGCGUGCAUGAGAGGUCGUUUGAAGGGCUGAUUCCCAAUUCGCAGGUUAUUGUUUUCCCGGUCAACACCACAUCCGAGUGGAGACUGGAGCUGUAUAUGAAUAGGUCCGAGUCGACGCCGUAUAUUUUGGCCACGCUGCUGUCGUCUAUGGGCUUGCUGGCCAUCACUGUGUUUGCGCUGGGCGCUAUGGAGCGCAAGGCUGACCAGCGCGAAAAGCAGCGCGCACUGCAUUCCAUCAAUUUCGAUGCGCUGUGA
Messenger RNA from Kickxella alabastrina, 1845 nucleotides. RefSeq lists its product as uncharacterized. The record is from RefSeq and is a predicted model, not a curated record. NCBI's taxonomy places the organism in Eukaryota, Fungi, Kickxellomycota, Kickxellomycetes, Kickxellales, Kickxellaceae. The coding region runs from base 1 to 1845 and encodes 614 amino acids. Gene Ontology annotation, cellular component: plasma membrane. The transcript has 2 exons.